AUGGGGGUCACAAAGCCUCCGCAGGCGAGUUGGUUGCGUUCAUUGGCCUUGCUGUCACUGCUGCUUAAAGCACAGGGGCGGCAAUGCCUCCCGAAUGCCAUCCCAGAAGAGCAGAGGCUGAACAUUACCAUGGAAGGCGUGUCGAUGCCUGUGGGAUUAUCCGUAGGCGCCUGGGAGUCGGCAAUCGCCACCAGCGAUAUCUUCGAGAUCUUGACCAGAGAGGUGCUUGGCUACCACACGGUUCGAGUGUCUGCAUCCGGUGGCUGGGCGAGUAUACACCACCUGGCCGGCUGCACUGAGAACCAGGAGGUGGAGGAUGCGACCCUUUGCCCAUGGCCACCAAGAGCCCACAUUGCCUUGGAGAUAUGGCCCAACCGCUGGUAUGAAAGCGCCAUACAGGACCUUCUGCAAAAGCUGGGACCUAGGGCCGCGAAGAGCCUGGGCGAGAUCGGCUACCUGGGCUAUGAUGGGCUCUUCGUCCUGGGCAAGGCAAAGAGGAGCAGCUUGGAGGCCACGGGCUUGCACCUGUCCUACUACGGCAACUAUAAUGCCUCUUGGUUCGACCCAGCGUCCCAUGGCGCGACCUUGGCUGAUGUGGAUCUUCAGAAGCUGAAGCGUUGCGACGAGAGCUUGUGGGUAGAGUACGCAAACUCCGGCACGCAAUACUUUCAUGCCACGGGAGAUGCAGAGGGCGUGGAGGAGGUGAAUGGUCGUCCGCAGCUCAAGUGCUACCAGGACAAAUGGUGGCUUGCACCUUCUUGCCGCUCCAAUCCAGCACGAUGUAUGGCGGUCAUCACGGGAGGCAAUGGAUGGGGGCUCAACUAUAUAUCGCAGCAGGCCUUCUUUCACAGCAUGCCGUUGGCACUGGCCACGGCUGCAUCCUACAACGACUACUUGCAGAUUAACCAGCAGCAGCAAUCAGCACUGUAUUGGUGGUUACCAGAUCCAUCUUUCGCCAUCUAUGAACCAUCCACUGUUGAGCUUCCUCCACAAAACCCCUCAGAGUACAGGCAAGCCAUCUACAGGACCGUGGGGCCCUGCAUCUAUAAACCUUGGCCGUGA
Symbiodinium natans is the source of this 1062-nucleotide messenger RNA. The record is from the annotation of a GenBank genome assembly. NCBI's taxonomy places the organism in Eukaryota, Dinophyceae, Suessiales, Symbiodiniaceae.